This is a messenger RNA of Perca fluviatilis (European perch), 4012 nucleotides long. Its product is annotated as NLR family CARD domain-containing protein 3-like. The coding region runs from base 182 to 3802 and encodes 1206 amino acids. Gene Ontology annotation, molecular function: protein binding. The record is from RefSeq and is a predicted model, not a curated record. The transcript is spliced from 14 exons. Lineage: Eukaryota; Metazoa; Chordata; Actinopteri; Perciformes; Percidae.
UUUCACUUUCCAGAGGCUGAUGUGUCGCAGCUUUUCCACACCGUGUGGAGCUCCAGCUGAAGGACCCAUCAGAAACCAGACCCUGCUGAACCUGAUCCUGAACCUCAACCCAGCUGUGUGUCCAUGAAGUGUGACCGGUCCAUGGAUCCAUAACUACUUAAGAGAGAGGAGGAGAAUUAAAAUGGAGAGGAGGAGAAUGGAAAUGGAGAGGAAGCAAAUGGAAAUGGAGAGGAGAAGACGGAGGACCAGACCAGGGUCAGAACCUGAACCCAGCUGUGUGUCCUCCAAGAGCAACCGGUCAAAAGAGGAUUGUAUUAAUUUUAAACGUGUUUCUGACAAAAAACUAUCUGCUGAUAGAAGGAUCCAGCAGCAGAGAACAGAGUCUCCUGAACCUGAACCCAGCUGUGUGUCCUUCAAGAGCGACCGGUCAUACAAUUUCUUUAUAGAUUUUAAACAAAGACAUCCAUCUGACAGAAAAGUGGACCAGGAGAGCUCUGAGGUUCCCAGUGGUCAGUCUGCCCAGCAGCAUCCAACACACCUGGACUCCAUAUUUAUGCUGCUGGAGGAGGACAUCGUCACUUUUGUGAAGAACGAGCUGAAGAAGAUCCAGAAGGUUCUGAGUCCAGAUUACCCAGAAUUCUCAAAGAGUCAAUGGAAGGAUGAGGAUGAAGAGCAGAGGAGGAGCAGAGAGGCAUUUCUGAAGAUCACACUGCACUUCCUGAGGAGAAUGAAGCAGGAUGAGCUGGCUGACCGUCUGCAGAGCAGAAGUCCAGCUGGAGUCUGCCGACGUAAACUCAAAUCUAACCUAAACAAGAAGUUCCAGUGUGUGUUUGAGGGGAUUGCUAAAGCAGGAAACCAAACCCUUCUGAAUCAGAUGUUCACAGAGAUCUACAUCACAAAGGGAGGGACUGCAGAGGUCAAUGAUGAACAUGAGAUCAGACAGAUUGAAAUAGCAUCCAGGAAACCAGACAGCCAAGAAACAACAAUCAGACAAGAAUACAUCUUUAAAACUCCACCUGGAAGAGAUGAACCAAUCAGAACAGUGAUGACAAAGGGAGUGGCUGGCAUCGGGAAAACAGUCUUAACACAGAAGUUCACUCUGGACUGGGCUGAAGACAAAGCCAACCAGGACAUCCAAUUCACAUUUCCAUUCACCUUCCGAGAGCUGAAUCUGCUGAAAGAGGAAAAGUUCAGCUUGGUGCAACUUGUUGAUCGCUUCUUUAGUGAAACCAAAGACGCAGGAAUCUGCAGGUUUGAAGAGGUUGUAUUCAUCUUUGACGGUCUGGAUGAGUGUCGACUUUCUCUGGACUUCCUCAACACUGAGAUCCUGACUGAUGUUACAGAGUCCACCUCAGUGGAUGUGCUGCUGACAAACCUCAUCAGGGGGAAACUGCUUCCCUCUGCUCGACUCUGGAUAACCACACGACCUGCAGCAGCCAAUCAGAUCCCUCCUGAGUGUGUUGACAUGGUGACAGAGGUCAGAGGGUUCACUGACCCACAGAAAGAAGAGUACUUCAGGAAGAGAUUCACAGAUGAGGAGAAGGCCAGCAGAAUCAUCUCCCACAUCAAGACAUCACGAAGCCUCCACAUCAUGUGCCACAUCCCAGUCUUCUGCUGGAUCACUGCUACAGUUCUCGAGGACGUGUUGAAGACCAGAGAUGGAGGAGAGCUGCCCAAAACCCUGACUGAGAUGUACAUCCACUUCCUGGUGGUUCAGACCAAAUUGAAGAACAUCAAAUAUCAUGGAAAAUCUGGGAUAGAUCAACACUGGAGUCCAGAGAGCAGGAAGAUGAUCGAGUCUCUGGGAAAACUGGCUUUUGAGCAGCUGCAGAAAGGCAACCUGAUCUUCUAUGAAUCAGACCUGACAGAGUGUGGCAUCGAUAUCAGAGCAGCGUCAGUGUACUCAGGAGUGUUCACACAGAUCUUUAAAGAGGAGAGAGGACUACACCAGGACAAGGUGUUCUGCUUCGUCCAUUUGAGUGUUCAGGAGUUUCUGGCUGCUCUUCAUGUCCAUCUGACAUUCACCAACUCUGGAGUCAACCUGCUGUCAGGAAAACAAACAUCAUCAACACGUAUCUACCAGAGUGCUGUGGACAAGGCCGUAGAGAGUCCAAAUGGACACCUGGACUUGUUCCUCCGCUUCCUCCUGGGUCUUUCUCUGCAGACCAAUCAGAAACUCCUACAAGGUCUGAUAAUGCAGACAGGAAGUAGCUCAGAGACCAAUCAGAAAACAGUCAAGUACAUCAAGAAGAAAAUCAGUGAGAGUCUGUCUGCAGAGAGAAGCAUCAAUCUGUUCCACUGUCUGAAUGAACUGAAUGAUUGUUCUCUAGUGGAGCAGAUCCAACAGUCCCUGAGUUCAGGAAGUCUCUCCACAGAUAAACUGUCUCCUGCUCAGUGGUCAGCUCUGGUCUUCAUCUUACUGUCAUCAGAAAAAGAUCUGGACGUGUUUGACCUGAAGAAAUACUCUGCUUCAGAGAAAGCUCUUCUGAGGCUGCUGCCAGUGGUCAAAGCCUCCAACAAAGCUCUACUGAGUGGCUGUAACCUGUCAGACAGAAGCUGUGAAGCUCUGUCCUCAGUUCUCAGCUCCCAGUCCUCUAGUCUGAGAGAGCUGGACCUGAGUAACAACGACCUGCAGGAUUCAGGAGGGAAGCUGAUCUCUGUUGGACUGAAUAGUCCACACUGCACACUGGAGACUCUCAGACUGAGUGGCUGUAACCUGUCAGAGAGAAGCUGUGAAGCUCUGUCCUCAGUUCUCAGCUCCCAGUCCUCUAGUCUGAGAGAGCUGGACCUGAGUAACAACAACCUGCAGGAUUCAGGAGGGAAGCUGAUCUCUGUUGGACUGAAGAGUCCAUACUGCACACUGGAGACUCUCAGACUGAGUGUCUGUAAGCUGUCAGAGAGAAGCUGUGAAGUUCUGUCCUCAGUUCUCAGCUCCCAGUCCUCUAGUCUGAGAGAGCUGGACCUGAGUAGCAACAACCUGCAGGAUUCAGGAGGGAAACUGAUCUCUGUUGGACUGAAUAGUCCACACUGUACACUGGAGACUCUCAGUCUGUCAGGCUGUCUGAUCUCAGAGGAAGGCUGUUCUUCUCUGGUCUCAGCUCUGAGCUCCAACCCCUCCCAUCUAAGCGAGCUGGACCUGAGCUAUAAUCAUCCAGGUGACUCAGCAGUGAAGCUACUGUCAGCGGGACUGGAGGAUCCUCUCUGGAGACUGGACACUCUCAGGGUGGAGCCUGCUGGAGUCAGAUGGUUGACACCAGGUCUGAGGAAGUAUUCCUGUGAACUCACACUGGACACAAACACAGUGAACAGAAACCUCAAACUGUCUGACAACAACAGGAAGGUGACAUAUGUGAAGGAGGAUCAGCCAUAUCCUGAUCAUCCAGAGAGGUUUGACUACUAUCCUCAGCUGCUGUGUAGAGAUGGUCUGACUGGUCGCUGUUACUGGGAGGUCGAGAGGAGAGGAGGGGUUUAUAUAUCAGUGAGUUACAGAGGAAUCAGCAGGAGAGGAAACAGUGCUGACUGUUGGUUUGGAUGUAAUGAUCAGUCCUGGAGUCUGAACUGCUCUGAUGGUGGUUACUCUGUCUGUCACAAUAAGAGAGAAACACCCAUCUCCUCCUCUGUCUCUAGUAGAGUAGCAGUGUAUGUGGACGUUCCUGCUGGCUCUCUGUCCUUCUACACAGUCUCCUCUGACUCACUGAUCCACCUCCACACCUUCAACACCACAUUCACUCAGCCUCUUUAUCCUGGGUUUAGGUUUAGGGUCUGGUCUCCUGGUUCCUCAGUGUCUCUGUGUUCACUGUAGGACGGAGAGUCUCCUCCUGUUUCUCACUGCUGAUCAGUUGAGUCUGUACAGGAUCACACUUACAGAAAUAGGUCAGGUUAUUGUUAUAAACUAAUGAAUGAACUUUGUAUAAAAUAAUUCAGAAUGAUUGAACAGAUACCUCGUGAACAUUGUAAACUUCUUCCACUUCCAGUCCUUUAAAGAUGGAAGCUGGGAUCAUGAAAUUGUAGA